Molecule: messenger RNA, 1481 nt
Organism: Canis lupus familiaris (dog)
Lineage: Eukaryota; Metazoa; Chordata; Mammalia; Carnivora; Canidae
Gene: TOB1
Product: transducer of ERBB2, 1
Exons: 2
Coding region: 404-1441 (345 amino acids)
Biological process (GO): regulation of gene expression
Cellular component (GO): cytoplasm; nucleus
Molecular function (GO): transcription corepressor activity
Source: RefSeq, a predicted model, not a curated record
UCUGGCCCGGCGCGGAGCGGGCGCACCACGGGACGCUGGGCCAGGCCACCGGGCUGUGUGGAGAAGGGAGCGCGCUCGCCCGACCGGCCCCGCCACCCCGAGCCGCAGCGCCGAGCUCCCGAGGCCCGCGCCCAGGCCCCCGUCGUCCGCCCGGCGGCGCCGCGUAGCCUCCAGCCUGCUGGGCUCCGCCGCCCUCCGAGCCCCCGCCCUGCCGCCCCUGCUCCCCCGCCCGGCGGCCGGCUCUGUGGUGGACGCAGCCCGAGCAAGACCACUCAAGGUGAAGGAUAAUCUACAAAGUACCAGCACUUUGAAUGAAAAUUUGUUUCUCUGCCACAAACUGAACACUGUGUGUGUGUGUUGGGGGGGAGUUGAAACACAAAUCUCACUUUGUGGCAUAGCAGCUAUGCAGCUUGAAAUCCAAGUAGCACUAAAUUUUAUUAUUUCAUAUUUGUACAAUAAGCUUCCCAGGAGACGUGUCAACAUUUUUGGUGAAGAGCUUGAAAGACUUCUUAAGAAGAAAUAUGAAGGGCACUGGUAUCCUGAAAAGCCAUACAAAGGAUCAGGGUUUAGAUGUAUACACAUAGGGGAGAAAGUGGACCCAGUGAUUGAACAAGCAUCCAAAGAGAGUGGUUUGGACAUUGAUGAUGUUCGUGGCAAUCUGCCACAGGAUCUUAGUGUUUGGAUCGACCCGUUUGAGGUUUCCUACCAAAUUGGUGAAAAGGGACCAGUGAAGGUGCUUUAUGUGGAUGAUAAUAAUGAAAAUGGAUGUGAGUUGGAUAAAGAGAUCAAAAACAGCUUUAACCCAGAGGCCCAGGUUUUUAUGCCCAUAAGUGACCCAGCCUCAUCCGUGUCCAGCUCUCCGUCGCCUCCCUUUGGUCACUCUGCUGCUGUAAGCCCUACCUUCAUGCCCCGGUCCACUCAGCCUUUAACCUUUACCACUGCCACUUUUGCUGCCACCAAGUUCGGCUCUACCAAAAUGAAGAAUAGUGGCCGCAGCAACAAGGUUGCACGUACUUCUCCUAUCAACCUCGGCUUGAAUGUGAAUGACCUCUUGAAGCAGAAAGCCAUCUCUUCCUCAAUGCACUCUCUGUACGGGCUUGGCCUGGGUAGCCAGCAGCAGCCGCAGCAGCAGCAGCAGCCAUCCCAGCCGCCACCACCACCGCCACCACCGCAGCAGCAGCAACAGCAGAAAGCCUCUGCUCUUUCUCCUAAUGCCAAGGAAUUUAUUUUUCCUAAUAUGCAGGGUCAAGGUAGUAGUACCAAUGGAAUGUUCCCAGGUGACAGCCCCCUUAACCUCAGUCCUCUCCAGUACAGUAAUGCCUUUGAUGUGUUUGCGGCCUAUGGAGGCCUCAACGAGAAGUCUUUUGUAGAUGGCUUGAAUUUUAGCUUAAAUAACAUGCAGUAUUCUAACCAGCAAUUCCAGCCUGUUAUGGCUAACUAAAAAAAGAAAAAAAAAAAUGUACAAGUUAAAAUGCACGGGC